Messenger RNA from Penicillium malachiteum, 744 nucleotides. RefSeq lists its product as uncharacterized. The coding region runs from base 1 to 744 and encodes 247 amino acids. Lineage: Eukaryota; Fungi; Ascomycota; Eurotiomycetes; Eurotiales; Aspergillaceae. The record is from RefSeq and is a predicted model, not a curated record. The transcript is spliced from 2 exons.
AUGGCAGACCAUGAACAAGAUGGUACUAACCAUCCUAGGUGUCCCUAUGUGGUCAGAAAUAUCAUAAAACUCCAACUAAAGACACCAUUUGAUGGACAAACAAUAGACGUCAAAAUAACCAAGGUCUUUGAACCGUUUACCUGUUCCUCUGCGAUGGUUGUUCGACCAGUCUGCCCUACUACCACUUGGGAAAGUGAUAUGGUACUGAAACUCUUCGACCGACGUUUUGCAACAGAAGCCAGAAAAGAUGAUAGACUUAGUCCUUGGACUUCGGAUAUCGAACAAAAUUAUCAUCAGUUCAUUCUCGAUGGUCAUGCAGCGAAACUUGUUGCCGAGCUAACCGCUGAUAAAGAUUUGCCCGAUUGGAAUUUUGGUACCUGGAAUUCUUCUCAAGAUGAAACCUAUUUGCAUGACUAUAUACAAGGUCUCUAUGAGACAGAAAUUGAAGCAUACAACAUACUAGCCGAUAUACAAGGAGGAAUACUAAACGAGGAUGUCAAGACGAGGAAUUUUGUUGUGCAAAGUUGCCCAGAAAAUCGAUUCCACGUUUUCAUGAUUGAUUUCGCGUUAUGCAACUUCCGUGAAAAAUAUCCAGGUGAAGACGAAUGGGAAGAGUGCAAGUCAUGGCAGGAUGAAGAAGGGGCAGUUGGAUUUGUUAUGCAGAAGAAGCUGCCAGGUGGAUUCGUGUACCAUCGAUCUGCUCGAUACAAAAAGCUGGAUGAGAAAUACGGAAUGGAUGGCUGA